AUGGUGCGUAAUAGGGGUGACAGGCGCGGGCGGCGCGGGGCGCCAUGCCGCCGCCGUUGGCUAGGCAGGGCCCGGACGCAGCCCUGGACACAUUCUCCUAGCGAUCACUGCAUCCACUCACGACCACACCCCAUAAACACUCGCGGCCGUAAUUUUCACGCAGCGCCGACGAGCGUACAGCGAGCAGUGCGGGAGAAUUUAUUUUUUGGAACGUACGACGCAUGCGUCCGCCUCGCGCCGUCGCGGCAGAUUUGGAUUGCAGCAGUCCGCGUUGCUGGCUCACCUAGACAGGUGUUGGCAACGCUAACACGUCACACGAGCUAA
This is a messenger RNA of Pieris macdunnoughi, 324 nucleotides long. The record is from the annotation of a GenBank genome assembly. NCBI's taxonomy places the organism in Eukaryota, Metazoa, Arthropoda, Insecta, Lepidoptera, Pieridae.